AUGGCCCCAAAGACAUUAUACGACAAGAUAUUUGAAGACCACAUUGUUUACAAAGACGACUCCGAUUCGUGUUUAUUGUACAUUGACAGACACUUGGUACAUGAGGUUACAUCCCCGCAAGCCUUUGAAGGAUUGAGGAAUGCACAUAGAUCGGUUAGAAGAACUGACUGUACAUUGGCUACUGUUGAUCACAAUAUCCCUACCACUCCUAGAAACAACUUCAAAGACGUUGAUUCAUUUAUUAAACAGAGUGAUUCCAAGUUGCAAGUCAAGACCUUGGAACAAAAUGUCAAGGAUUUUGAUGUAGCUUAUUUCGGUAUGAGUGAUAGCAGACAGGGUAUUGUUCACAUUGUUGGUCCAGAGCAAGGAUUCACUUUACCUGGUACCACUGUUGUUUGUGGUGAUUCACACACUUCCACACACGGUGCGUUUGGUGCUUUGGCAUUUGGUAUCGGUACUUCAGAAGUUGAGCAUGUUCUUGCAACACAAACAAUCAUUCAAACCAAAUCAAAAAACAUGAGAAUUUUUGUUGAUGGAUCCUUGAGUGAAGGAAUCACUUCCAAAGAUUUGAUCUUGCAUGUUAUUGGAGUUAUUGGUACUGCUGGUGGUACUGGAUGUGUUAUUGAGUUUGCUGGUAAAGCUAUUGAAGAUUUGUCUAUGGAAGCUAGAAUGUCGAUAUGUAAUAUGUCAAUCGAAGCUGGUGCCAGGGCCGGUAUGAUCAAGCCAGACGAAACUACAUUCAAGUAUAUCAAAGGAAGACCAUUGGCACCAAAGGGAGCAGAAUGGGACAAAGCUGUCAAAUACUGGAAGACAUUACACUCAGACCCUGGUGCAAAAUUUGAUUACGAUAUCAAGAUUGCUGCGAAGGAUAUUGUCCCAACUAUAACUUGGGGUAAUUCUCCACAAGAUGCUUUGCCAAUUACUGCCAAGGUUCCUGAUCCAGCCGAAGUGAGCGAUCCAAUCAAGAAGGAGGGUAUGCUUAGGGCAUUAAAGUAUCAAGGAUUGACUCCAAAUACUCCAUUAAAAGACAUCAAAAUUGACAAAGCAUUCAUUGGCUCAUGUACAAACUCAAGAAUUGAGGAUUUGAGAGCUGCUGCAAAAGUAGCAAAAGGACACAAGAAAGCCGAUAACGUCAAGGAAGUUUUGGUAGUGCCUGGUUCUGGUUUAAUCAAGAGACAAGCUGAGAAGGAAGGACUCGAUAAGAUUUUUGAGGCUGCUGGCUUCACUUGGAGAGAAGCUGGUUGUUCAAUGUGUUUGGGAAUGAAUCCUGAUAUUUUGAGCCCUGAAGAGAGAUGUGCUUCGACAUCAAACAGAAACUUUGAAGGUCGUCAGGGAGCAAGGUCAAGAACACAUUUGAUGUCGCCAGCAAUGGCUGCCGCUGCUGCUAUCAAGGGACAUUUUACCGACAUCAGGGAGUUUGAGCACAAUCACACCGAUGAACCCGAGGUGGCAAUUGAGCUGGGUGAAGAAGACCAAGAGUUGCAAGAUGCAGUUUACGAGCACGAAAAAGUGCCAAUGGAUGUGUCACAAGCUGUUGAAGAUGACAGACUUAAGGAUAUACCACAACCAUCACCAAAGAAAUCGAAGCCAUCACCUGAUGUUGCUAGUGGUUUGGACAAAUUCACCGUGUUGACUGGUAUUGCAGCUCCGUUAUUCAAGGCUAAUGUCGACACCGAUGCCAUUAUUCCAAAACAGUUUUUAAAAACAAUCAAAAGAACUGGUUUGAAGGAUGGUUUGUUUUAUGAAGCAAGGUUUGUCAAGGAAAACGGUAAAGACGUUGAGACUGAUUUUGUGUUGAAUCGGGAGCCAUAUAGAAAGGCUGAAAUCUUGGUGGUGACCGGUGACAACUUUGGAUGUGGUUCUUCUCGAGAACACGCGCCAUGGGCAUUGAAGGACUUCGGAAUCAAGUCUAUAAUAGCUCCAUCGUUUGGUGACAUUUUCUACAACAACUCGUUCAAGAACUUUUUGCUUCCAAUUAGAUUACCUCAAGAGGUUAUUGAGUCAAAGCUUAUACCGGUGAUUGAAGCCGGACACAAGUUGACCAUUGAUUUGCCAACUCAACAAAUUAGAGAUGGUGAAACUGACGAGGUUUUGGUUGAACAUUUCGAAGUGGAAGAGUUUAGGAAGCACUGUUUGCUCAAUGGAUUAGAUGACAUUGGAUUGACAUUGCAAAAGGAAGAGUAUAUCAAAGCUUUUGAGGAGAAAAGAAGGGACACUUUUUCAUUUUUGGAGGGUGGGUCCAAAUUGAUUACCCCUGUUAAGGGUGCCAAGAAGAGCAAGUAUGGUUUGAAAACUCAAGAAUGGUGA
Lodderomyces theae is the source of this 2307-nucleotide messenger RNA. It is a transcript of the gene LEU1, whose product is annotated as 3-isopropylmalate dehydratase. The transcript has a single exon. Gene Ontology annotation, cellular component: 3-isopropylmalate dehydratase complex. Gene Ontology annotation, molecular function: 3-isopropylmalate dehydratase activity; 4 iron, 4 sulfur cluster binding. The record is from RefSeq and is a predicted model, not a curated record. Bases 1 to 2307 code for a protein of 768 amino acids. Lineage: Eukaryota; Fungi; Ascomycota; Pichiomycetes; Serinales; Debaryomycetaceae. Gene Ontology annotation, biological process: L-leucine biosynthetic process.